AUGUCACAAGAUCCAAUGAGAUAUACUAAUACCAACGGUAAUAAUAAUAAUAGAGGUGGAGCUGUUAGGAGUAGUCAAUAUGGACAAUCAAUAGAAGACAUUGAUAUUGAAAGAACUCCUCAAAUACAUCCAUCGACAACACCAAUGAACGAUUUGCAAGCAUUGGCAAAAAACUAUCAAGUUAUAGUGACGACAUAUAAAAAAAAAAAUGCGACAUUAGAACAUGAUAAAAGUGAAUUGAUUAAAAAAAAAAAAGUUGCAUCCGGACUAAAAGCCAAACUGGAAAAGAAAGCCGAAGAUUUGGGACAACGACUUGAACAAGAGAAACGACAAUUUAUUAAAAAAAGAAAUGAUACAGAUCUUGAGAUUCAAGAAUUAAAAAAAAAUCUAAGAAUUAUUAGCGAAGCGGCGUCAAAGUAUCAGUCGGAACUUGGUAAUGCCACAAACGUUAGAUGGGAUGACGAUGAUAUCAAUAAUUCUGUUCAGUUGGCUAAAUGGAUUACUGGGAUUCAAAAUACACUCAACGACUUUGCUAAUAUUAAAGGUAAGGAUGUGGAGAUUAACGAAGAGAUGGAGAAGAACGCGAAUUUGCUUUUGGCAGAGUAUAAAUGUAGAACUCGAUUAGGAGGAAAUGUCAAAACUGGUAAACCUGUGCUAAGUGCAGCUUUACAAAGAUUGGUUUUAGUUACGCUAUUUAAUGAAAUAGACCAAUACUUGGAUCAAUAUAAAAAUCGGACAAAAGCAGCAAGUGAUGACCAAACAACCACUGAUGACAAGGAUGUGGAAGCAGGUGUUGCAGUCACAUUAAGAAAUUUGGCGGGAUUAUUAAAUGAAUUAAUAGAAACACGUCAAGGAGCAGAUGACACGUCACGUAUCACGCCUGUUAAAAUACGUCAACAAAUUUUUGCCGUAUUGGGAACAAGAGGAUUUUGUAAACCGGACCAUCCAUUUAUAAGUCAUCUGAUCCAAGUCGUUCUGAAUUUGAUGCUAAAAUAUCGAAAAUUUAAAUCAGAAGAAAAAAUUUCAGACAGUGAGAUUAUUGCAAAAGAAUUGGUUUUGCAGAUUGUUCAUUUAUAUUUCAGAAUGAAUGCUCAGGAGCCUGUUCCCGACUUUAGACUAUUUUUCGAGAGCGGUGUUGCUAUACAAACCACGUUGAGAUUUGCUCAUUCCCAUUAA
Entrophospora sp. SA101 is the source of this 1176-nucleotide messenger RNA. The record is from the annotation of a GenBank genome assembly. NCBI's taxonomy places the organism in Eukaryota, Fungi, Glomeromycota, Glomeromycetes, Entrophosporales, Entrophosporaceae.